CUGGUGCAGCACCGACCGGGUUGCCCCCCUGAGGAGCAAAGUUAACUAUUUCUCGAGAGCGGUGGAACAGAGUGGGCUACAGAGGGACAGCAGUCCCGUUCAAGCCGGCUCGGCUACAACAGCUAAAAGGCAAAUUUGCGAUUUGAAGACUGCGCACGUUUGACCUAGCUACACCAAGACGGACAGCGCUUGGCCACUGAAUGCGCAUAACAGUUCGAUUCUCAAGGACAGAAACGCGUUACAAUACCGGGAUCGCUCUUAUGUCAGCCUCCCAGCGAGCUGGCAACAUUUAAAGGGAGACGAGGUGGUGGGCCGACGCGGAGCAGCUGACUUGGAUAUUUUUCCACUGUGGCUGCGCCAGGAGAACCAAACGAAGCCGGGAGAUUGCGGGGAUUUCAUGCGAAUAACUAUUGCUCUUUCUCUCUCAACCUGACUUCCAACCUUGCAUUAGGACACUUUCUGCCGUGCCACACUGAAGUUCACGGAGAAUUUGCUAUCACAUGAUGUACACAAUAACCAGAGGUCCAAGCAAACUUGUUACACAACGGAGAACAGGUCCUACGCAGCAGAUUGAAAACAAAAUCAACGACCUGAAGCACAAACAAACCCCCUGGUCAACAGCAAGCUUUCCGGCACCGAAGCUUGUGUUUAACCGCUUGAACGGGAAGCGGUACCACACGCAGCCGGUCCCGCAGGCCGGCGGGCAGACGGAGGGCUUCACCGCGGCACACGAGGAGAAUGUCAGGUUCGUGUAUGAAGCCUGGCAGGAGGUUGAGCAGCAGCUUGAACAUGGCACUCGGACAGAAAACGGUCACUCGGAGAGCGGUCGGCCGGAGAACGGUCAGUCAGAGAACGGUCGGGGACCAGUGCAGUACUCGGAGAAGAACCCCAGCCCAGUCAUGAAGAACUUUGUGCCCAUCGACCUGGAGGAGUGGUGGGCCCAGCGCUUCCUCGCCAACAUCGUCAACCUGUCUUGAACGCAGGACUAACGGUCGGAACGGGCGAGGCUGUGCGGACCCGCCCGGGGCGAGGGGGGGGGGUGGUCUGUUCCUGAGCCGCAUCACAAAAGGGGGCGGACAGAGUGUGGGACACGCCCACACCCCCACGGCAACCGUGUUGCCCUCAUGCGGCUCCGACCUUUGGCUACUGCCCCACUUCCGCUGACCUCCAGCUGGCCAAUAAGAGGACAGAAGAUAAUCAAUCAGUGAUUUUUCUUAUUCAUCCUCUUGUUUUCUGUGAGCAGCCCUCAUUGUCUGAGAGCAA
Megalops cyprinoides (Indo-Pacific tarpon) is the source of this 1263-nucleotide messenger RNA. RefSeq names its product MAPK regulated corepressor interacting protein 2-like. The transcript is spliced from 5 exons. NCBI's taxonomy places the organism in Eukaryota, Metazoa, Chordata, Actinopteri, Elopiformes, Megalopidae. The coding region runs from base 501 to 977 and encodes 158 amino acids. The record is from RefSeq and is a predicted model, not a curated record.